GCUUGUGAUGCCCUGAUAUGAUGGAUUUGUUUUCUAUUAUCUGCAGUGCAAGGAGCGUUUUUUGGGUUAAGAGAUGAAACUUCUGGUCUGAUACCAACUCAUCUGCCAAAGUUGAAGGUGGGGUAAAUUUAAUAAUUUAUCCAACUUUCUGUGCUGGAGAUAGGACAGUUUAGGCAUCAUCAUACUUGAUUAAAUUCAAGUAUAAACAAAUGGAAGAACAGGCAGAGCCAUCUUCAGUUCAAGCUGGAAGUUCAGAUGGGUCUAACACAAGCAGCUCACCCCUUGUCAGUUGUGUCCGGAAGCUGUUGUACCGACAAAUGCUGGUGGGCGUCAAUGAUGGCCGGUUCUUCUUGGGUGCUUUUCACUGCAUUGAUAAGCAAGGCAACAUCAUUCUCCAAGAUGCAGUGGAGUACCGUAGCACAAGACGCUCCUCACCUUCCCCAAUGGAGCAAAGAUGCCUUGGCCUCAUUCUCAUUCCAUCUUCAUGCAGGUCCUCUUGUCAUGUGGAUUGCUCUAUCGAAGAACAAUUGUCUCUCUUAUCUCUUGAGAAAUAGCAGAAAUGAUCCUUUUUUAUUUUUCUCUCACUUUGGCUUACCACCCAAGAGUAAGACCAUUCACUCUUCCUUAGUCCAUUGAUAUUGCGAAAUA
This is a messenger RNA of Telopea speciosissima, 648 nucleotides long. RefSeq lists its product as uncharacterized. Gene Ontology annotation, cellular component: NatC complex. NCBI's taxonomy places the organism in Eukaryota, Viridiplantae, Streptophyta, Magnoliopsida, Proteales, Proteaceae. The transcript has a single exon. The record is from RefSeq and is a predicted model, not a curated record. The coding region runs from base 210 to 554 and encodes 114 amino acids.